Messenger RNA from Aplysia californica (California sea hare), 4790 nucleotides. Its product is annotated as protein arginine N-methyltransferase 9. Bases 187 to 4239 code for a protein of 1350 amino acids. Lineage: Eukaryota; Metazoa; Mollusca; Gastropoda; Aplysiida; Aplysiidae. Gene Ontology annotation, molecular function: protein-arginine omega-N monomethyltransferase activity. The record is from RefSeq and is a predicted model, not a curated record. The transcript has 13 exons. Gene Ontology annotation, biological process: peptidyl-arginine methylation.
UGCUGCUUUUUUUCUAGUUAAGUUAACAAAAACUACAAUAUAAGAUAUUAACAUAUCAGUUUUUUUUUAAAGGUCAAAUAUGGGUGAAAUCAAAUGUCAUGCCAUAAUAAUUAUCACAAUUCUCUAUUUUUACGAAAAACAAAAGUUAUUAUGUGGUUGUAGUUUUAUAUUAUUUAUAGCGUCAAAAUGGCAGCCUCCAUGAAGAGCGGAGGCUCGGAUCAGUUACUGUCCAUAGUCAGACCCAGUUGGUCUGAAAUUUGCAAAUCUAUUUCAGUAUCCUCAGGCCCUGAUGCGGUAGCCUCAAUAUUUGAACUGGCUAAACAAGCUCUUUGGUCGAGGAAUAAUGUCAACUCAGUCAUUUUGUUUGCAACUGCUCUUCAAAGGAUCAAACAACGCAGCAGACUCACUACCAGUGGAACUUUUGCUUCGUCUUCGACGUCUUCCAGAUCUAGAUCUAGAUCUAGAUCUAUUACUCACCCUCAUUCUAUCAAUGACAUUGCUGACAGAAGUGAGCGUUCAUCACUUGUUGUAGUCACCUGUGAUGAUUUUUUUACCCACUAUUUUGAAUAUUUAUGUAUCGCUUUGGAUGCUAUAGGCAGCCAAACUGAAGAUGAUACAGAGGCUGCAAGUAAAGGUGAACUGGCAGAGGCAAUCCAAAUCAUUGUUGCUUGUGUUAUGGAGCUGAAAUCCAAAGUUGUGAAUAAUUCUGCUUUGAACGAAGUCAGGGUAAAGGUUUUUACUAGCGCUGCUUCGGUACUCUUCAGUUUGGAUGUACAAUUUGAGGCUUUACUGCUGGCAAGGAGAGCUGUCCAUCUGAUGCCAAAUUCUCAUGUCGCCCAGGAAACAUUUGAAAAUCUAUGCUGCCAUUUGGUGGAGCGCUGGCAUUUUGUUAUGCUGAAUGACAAGUCAAGAAACACAGCUUAUCAACAAGCUAUUGAGUUUGUUUUGGAAAGUGACAAGCCUGGACUCACAGUCUGUGAUAUUGGUUGUGGCACAGGGCUCCUCAGCUUCAUUGCUGCAAUGCAAAGGAAUUGCAGCAAAGUUUAUGCAAUUGAUUGCUCCAUCGUUAUGUGCAAAAUUGCCAAGGAACUUUUGACUUCAUCAGACUUCCAGGCCAGCGUAGCUUCUAAAGUCACAAUUGUCAAUAAGAUGUCUUCUGCUAUGUCUGUCCCAGGAGAUAUGCCAGUGAAAGCUGAUGUGCUGGUCACAGAAAUUUUCGAUGCUGGACUUUUUGGAGAAGGAAUUUUACCCACUCUUUGCCAUGCAUGGAAUUAUUUGCUGAAAAGAACAGACUCAUCGAUUAGGGCACAAGUUAUACCACACAGAGCGACUUUGUUUGUUCAAGCUGUUCAGGCUGACCACAUACAGAGAGAACACAGGUACCUCUUAAAAGAAAGUUCAUUUGUACUGAAGUCUUGUGGAAUAGCAAUUUGCAGCUCUGUUGGUGUGUGCUGUUCUGAUCCUUACACAACUUAUGACCUCAAGAAGAUAGCCGGAGGUUACAAACCAUUGUCUGCUCCGACAAAAUUCAUGGAAGUUGACUUUUAUGAUCUUGAGGAAAUUUCACAUUUGAAUGAAGGCAGUGUGGGGUCAUUUGUGUUAAACAUCUCUGACAAUGGGAGGCUGGAUGCUCUUGUUGUUUGGUUCGAUCUGCAUUUGUGUGAAGGAGUACAGAUCUCAACUCACCCACAGAAUAGAGGGUGUUGGGAGCAAGCUGUUUUUCCUGUCUCUACGGUCAGACUCUCAGAGGCACAGUCUACUGGAAGAGAACCUCCAAAGGAUCUCAGUGUACAUCCUGGGUGUCAGCUUGUUGUCCAUCACCAAGUGAAGGGGAGCAAGCUCCACAUGUGUGUCACAGACAUAGCUGGUGACUUCCGCGACAGGGCGUGUGACCAGACCAACUGUGGCCCAUCACUUUUUUACAGAGAGGAAUCAGACUGGUGCCAGCAAGGAGUGUUCUGUCUGUUAGUCCCUGAGAUUGCUCUCCUGAAUGACUACAAGUUACAAUCCGUCCUGCGUGAAACUAUGAAUCGUGAAGUGCGAGCAAAUCUCUCUCUUUCAGCUGUAGACUUUAUUCAUCUCAACAAUGGCUUCUCCACUCUAUGCCUUCAGGCUUUGCGAGAAGGCUGCCGUCAAGCUGUCACUCAUGCAAGCUCACCGUCUGUGCAGCAGGAACUUCUCUCUCAAAUUGCCACCAUCAACAACAUAGACUCAUCGCGACUCAUUAUGAUAGAUAGCCCUUACGACUUGAUGAACAGCGAGACUUUUAGGCAGUGUUCUCCUUCAUCAGGUCACAUGGUGCUCACAAGUGCACAACUGGAGGAUAGUGCACAGGGAACAACAUCAUCCCUCGAUGAUAGCUGUGCUGCCUUGCCUGCUGUGAUAGUUGCUUGUGACUUGAUGGACUUUGAGGGUCGACUUAUUGAAGGACUGUCAGAACAAUUUGCUGCUUUACGGGAAUGCUUGCACAGCUACUCACAGAUCAUUCCUGUUCCUGCACAUGUGGAAGUCUAUGGGGUUCUUGUGGAGUCAGAGGAACUACUCGGUCUCAGUAGUGUUCAGGGCCAUGAAAAUACUCUUGGUCUACAUAUUGGAGAGUAUUUGAAUAGAUUCUCUACAAAGAAUCACCAAGGCAUUACACUGAACGAGCUAUCUCAUGUGAAGCUUACGGAGUCGUUCAAAAUGUUUUCCAUUGAUAUCAGUCAACUAUUGGGAGUGCCAUCAAAAUCAGCUGGAGUCCCUACUCCUCUCAGUGCUGAUGAUGUGGAUCCAACAGAGAAAGUGUCUCAAAAAGAAAAAAUUAAUUCAGAGGAAAAUAUGAGUGGAACAGAACUUCCGCUGGAAGACAGAGCAAUAAAACCUAUUGAGAAGAAGAUGGCGUCUAAUUUGUCCGACAGAAACUCUAACUGUGUGAUACCCAGUGAUGUUGUUUGUUCCAGUAUUAGCAGCGUUAACCUUAGUUCCCUAAACAUGAUGUCUUCCAACCCUGCAAGCAUUAGUUCUGACUUUUGUGAGCCCUCUGGUGAAGGUUCUGAUGUUGUCCCUUGUGAUGUAGAUGGUUGUGUUCCUCCUGAAAUAGCAGAUGACUCACCGCAGGAAAAUAAAUCAAGAGACACAGUUCUUCAAAAUGUUGGCAGUUGUUCUUGUCUACCUCAAUCAGUUCACCAAGUCUUCCCCUCUAGUCAACCUCAGGGGUUGGAUGCUUCGUUAACUCCUUCAACAAAUAGUCAUCUUACAACAACAGAAGGCUCAAAAGCCACCAGUCUUGGAAAAGAAUCCGUUCACUGCUCCGUCCUGCUUCCGGACUCACAACAAUUAUGUGCUUCUUCCUGCUCAGAGAAAGUACUUGAAGCUUCUAGUAAUGAUAUUAAUUAUGAUGAGGAACCUCACCAGAAGAAGAGAAGAGAAAGUGAAGAGGGCGUCUCACUCAGCAGUUCUCAGGUUGUGGAGGAAUGUGUCCUGAGUGAGGAAGACAGCAAUUCUGAGGAUCCCUUGGACCAGAGCAUUCAAAUAAAGGUUCCUGUGAUUGCUUCUGGCAAGAUCUCGGCUCUGGUGUACUGGUUUGUCUUACAGUUUCCCUUUACUCAAGCAGUUGAUUCUGUGAGACAAGGGAGGAAAGCAACUAAGUCUCCCAAUAUUUCUGUUCGAAAAACACCAAUGUUGCAAAAUGAUGCAUCAGUGGUUGAAGAUGCUGAAAGUUCUAUUUCUGUAAAACUCCAAAGUAAUGAAAAACCUUUGAGGCAUAGUUCCCAUUGUGUCAUGGGGGGUCAUACAGGUGCAGAAGAACUUUCUGAAACUGAGGUUAUGGUGAAAGGAGGAGGUUCAACAUUCACUGAGAAGCUUUCUGACAAAGAAAAGCUUUCUGCUCAACUGGCAGGUCUAUCUGACAAAAAAGAAAUAUGUACUGAAGGACUACCUCAUUCAACAGGACUUUCAGACUCGGGAGAGAGUGGUGUUUUUUCUCUAGAAGACUGCACGUCUUCCAGAAAUUCACGUAAGACAUCCAUCGAAAAGUUUACUGACCAAGAAAGACAUGUUGCUAGUGCAGUGGAUUCACCUAUGAAAGAAUCUGAUCCCCUGCAAGUCCAUUCGGUCAGCACACUGGACUCAGACCAUCACUGGCAGCAGGCAGCUGUAGUGGCAACUCCCUCAGAGGAGCUGAGAGUGUGUCGGAGUGAGAAUCUGACCCUCCAUUGCCGUCUAAGUCAGUCUGCUAUCAGUUUUUCCGUUCACUCAUGACAAUCAGAAUCAUCUCAAUUCAACAACUUUUCCCUUUUGUCAUGGUACGUGAGUUGUUUCUCCCACAAAUUUCUCCAUUCUAUUGUUUUGUGAUGCUGGUCUCCCAGAAUUAUCUCAUUCAACAUUUUUUUCAUUUUUUCAUGAAGCUUGCCCACCCAUACCAUCUUUCUGACAAGGAAAGGAUAUCUGCUCAACUGGCAGGUCUACUGUCUGACAAAAAAGAAGUACGCACUGAAGGACUACCUCAUUCUACAGGACUUUCAGACUUAGGAGAAAGUGGUAUUUUUUCUCAAGGUUUUCAAUUCUACCGUGGUACUUAUCCCCUGUCUUGCAACAGUUUUUCUACUCUGUCAUAACUUUGAUCUUUGAUACUGUGUUGGUCAUCAGAUUUCUCCUUUCUCUCUUGAAACAGUCCCUUUUUUGUUUUCAGCAAUGAUCUUUUCAGUUUUGAUAUGACAACCAUGCAAUAUAACAAAUUCAUAACCAAAUUACAUGACAGUCAAAUUUGUCAGGGAUUGGCCAAUGCGUCUGACACAUCCAUAAUUCAAAAA